Molecule: messenger RNA, 3264 nt
Organism: Penicillium canariense
Lineage: Eukaryota; Fungi; Ascomycota; Eurotiomycetes; Eurotiales; Aspergillaceae
Gene: niiA
Product: nitrite reductase niiA
Exons: 8
Coding region: 1-3264 (1087 amino acids)
Molecular function (GO): flavin adenine dinucleotide binding; nitrite reductase [NAD(P)H] activity; heme binding
Source: RefSeq, a predicted model, not a curated record
AUGCCAGUGCUGGAUGGGCUUCGUCAUGGCGAGCCGGUUGACGGCAGCGCCAGUUCUUCUUGCAAUGCUGAACAUAGCAAACGACAAAAGAUUGUAGUGGUCGGGUUGGGCAUGGUGGCCGUCUCCUUCAUUGAGAAAGUGAUCAAGCAGGAUACAGCCCGCCGAUAUGACAUUAUUGUCAUUGGCGAGGAGUCACACGUUGCCUACAACCGCGUGGGUCUCUCCUCAUUCUUCGAACAUCGCAAGAUUGAGGAUCUCUAUCUGAAUCCGAAAGAAUGGUACGGAUCGUUCAAAGAGCGAGUCUUCGAUCAUCACCUCAACACCAGAGUCACCGAGGUCAACCCCAACAGCAAGACCGUUCAUACCUCUACUGGGGAUACAAUCCCCUAUGAUAUCCUGGUACUUGCCACUGGCUCUGAUGCCGUCCUUCCAACGCAUACCCCGGGUCACGAUGCCAAGGGCGUCUUUGUAUACCGCACAAUCGAAGAUCUGGAACGGCUCAUCGAUUUUGCGUCCAAACACAAGGGCGAGACGGCGGUCACUGUGGGUGGAGGCCUUCUGGGCCUGGAAGCGGCGAAGGCCAUGACGGACCUAGAAGAUUUCGGGAACGUGAAACUUAUUGACCGCAAUAAGUGGGUAUUGGCUAGACAGCUGGACGGGGAUGCCGGUUCCUUGGUCACUCGCAAGAUUCGGGAGUUAGGCCUCGACGUGCUACACCAGAAGCGGGUUGCCGCUGUUAACACAGACUCGGAGAACAAUGUUACGGGAAUCACUUUUGAGGACGGGGAGCAGAUUGAAUGCUGCUGCAUUUGCUUUGCGAUUGGCGUGAAGCCGAGAGAUGAAUUAGCUCGAUCUGCUGGUAUCCAGCCGGCUGGAAGAGGGGGCUUUGUUAUUGAUGAAAGCCUCCAAACAUCGGUACCGGGUAUAUAUGCGGUGGGCGAAUGCGCUAGCUGGGAGAACCAAACCUUCGGCAUCAUUGCACCUGGCAUUGAAAUGGCGGAUGUGCUUGCUUAUAACCUCACAAAUAUCGACAAGGAGCAAAAGCGCUUUACCCGGCCGGAUCUCAGCACCAAGCUGAAGUUACUUGGAGUUGACGUUGCCUCUUUUGGAGAUUUCUUUGCCGAUAGAGAUGGGCCCAAAUUUCUUCCCGGUCAGCGACCAUCUAUCCGUGCUGGUCCAAACGCAGAUGUUCCUCGAGAAGAAGAGUCUCCCAUCAAGGCAUUGACCUACAAAGACCCGUUUGGUGGGGUGUACAAAAAGUACCUGUUCACCAUGGAUGGCAAAUUUCUGCUCGGAGGCAUGAUGAUAGGCGAUACAAAGGACUACCUCAAGUUGAACCAGAUGGUCAAGGGCCAAAAGGAGCUUGAAGUUCCGCCAAGUCAAUUUAUUCUUGGAGCGCAGAACGAUGGGGAGGAGAACGCAGAUGACCUUGACGACAGCACCCAAAUCUGCUCUUGUCACAAUGUAACCAAAGGCGACGUGGUUGAAAAUGUCAAGAAUGGGAUUUGCAAGACCAUGGGUGAAGUCAAGUCCUGCACAAAAGCAGGCACAGGAUGCGGUGGCUGCUUGCCUCUCGUGCAGUCAAUUUACAACAAGACCAUGCUAGACAUGGGACAAGAGGUGUCAAACCAUUUGUGCCAACACAUCCCCUACUCCCGUGCAGAUCUAUACAAUAUUGUCGCUGUCAAGCAGCUGAAGACAUUCCCGGAUGUGAUGAAAGCAGCCGGGAAGAACUCUGAGUCUUUGGGAUGUGAACUAUGCAAGCCCGCCAUUGGAUCGAUCUUGUCCAGUCUGUUCAAUCCGCAUGUUAUGGACAAAGGAUAUAAUGACCUCCAAGACACCAAUGAUAAGUUCCUCGCCAAUAUCCAAAGAAACGGCACGUUCUCUGUCGUGCCGCGCGUGCCUGGUGGAGAGAUCACAGCGGAUAAGCUCAUUGCGAUCGGAUCCGUUGCAAAGAAAUACGGAUUAUACUGCAAGAUCACCGGUGCUCAAAGGAUUGAUAUGUUUGGAGCAAAGAAGCAAGAUCUUUUGAACAUAUGGACCGAGCUGGUGGACGCUGGAAUGGAGAGCGGCCACGCUUAUGCCAAGGCGCUGCGUGCAAUUAAGAGUUGCGUCGGCACCACUUGGUGUCGCUUUGGUGUUGGUGACAGUGUUGGCAUGGCCAUUCGACUAGAGGAGCGAUACAAGAGUAUUCGCGCACCUCAUAAGUUCAAAGCAGCGGUAUCAGGCUGUGUGAGAGAAUGUGCCGAGGCACAGAACAAAGACUUUGGCCUGAUUGCGACCGAGAACGGCUUCAAUAUAUUCGUCGGAGGAAAUGGCGGUGCAAAGCCUCGCCACGCUGAGCUGCUUGUCAAGGACGUUCCUCCUGAGAUGGUGAUGUCCAUCGUCGAUCGCUACUUGAUAUUCUACAUUCGAACGGCUGAUAAGCUGCAAAGAACCGCCCGAUGGAUCGAGAACUUGCCAGGUGGAAUUAACUACCUGAAAGAAGUCAUCAUCGAUGACAAGCUGGGUAUCUGCGCCGCCAUGGAGCGACAAAUGCAGGAGCUAGUCGACAGCUAUUUCUGCGAGUGGACCGAGACCGUCCGGAAUCCUAACCGACGCAAGACCUUUCAGCAAUUUGCAAACACAGAUGAGACUGUUGAAACAGUAGAAGUCAUCAGAGAGCGCUCCCAGAACCGCCCAACAUACUGGCCCUCCAAAUCAGCACAAGAAGACUUCAAGGGCCAUGGAUGGUCUAGCCUCUCAUGGCAACCAGUCGUUCGAGCAGAUCACUUCUCCGACGAGCCUCCCCAGGUCUCAUCCGCGAACGUCAAGCGAGGAGAUACCCAGCUUGCUGUGUUCAAGAUCAAGGGCCAGUACUACGCGACCCAACAGAUGUGUCCCCACAAGCGAGCAUUCGUGCUUUCGGAUGGGUUGAUUGGUGACGAUGAUGCGGGCAAGUAUUGGGUUUCUUGUCCAUACCACAAGCGCAAUUUUGAGCUCAAUGGCGACCAAGCUGGACGUUGCUCCAAUGAUGAGAGUAUGAACAUUGCUACAUUCCCAGUGGAGGAAAGAGAAGAUGGAUGGAUCUAUCUUAAAUUACCUCCCAUCGAGGAGCUGGAUGCAGUUCUUGGGACCGAGAAGUGGAAGGUUAGAAAAGGGGAAGCGCCGGACCCAUUCCACAAGGUGGACAGGAGGUAUAAGGGGAUGAAGGGAAAGAAAGUAUCUGAUGGAGAGGGUGUCACCAAGUCACCCGCUCGGCCAGCCAAUGGGAUCGACUGGUAG